Molecule: messenger RNA, 2974 nt
Organism: Parnassius mnemosyne (clouded apollo)
Lineage: Eukaryota; Metazoa; Arthropoda; Insecta; Lepidoptera; Papilionidae
Source: the annotation of a GenBank genome assembly
GUCGUUUGUCAUUAUAACUUUUUCUGUUCCUGUAAUUCCAUUUCCUUUUUUUUAAACAUCGGGAUGUUAAACUUUAAUAGAAUAAUUUCUAAGUUAAACAAAAUGGAACCUAUAAAUCAACAUUUUACAAGCACGAAAAAUUUUCAUUCAACCAGAUUAAAAGGAAAAGUAGCUAUAGUUACAGCAUCUUCGGAGGGUAUUGGAUUAGCCAUCGCGAAACGAUUGGGAGAUGAAGGAGCUUCCAUUAUAAUUAGCAGUAGAAAGGAGGCAAAUGUGAAAAAAGCAACUGAAAGCUUACGUGGUGAAGGUAUAAAUGUAGAAGGCAUUGUGUGUCAUGUCAGCGAUGCAGAUCAACGAAAAAAAUUAUUUGAUACUGCUAAAUCCAAAUUUGGUGGAUUUGAUAUUCUUGUUUCAAAUGCUGCUGUCAAUCCCGCCGUGUCACCAGUUUUAGAGACUGAUGAAGCAGUAUGGGAUAAAAUAUUUGAUGUUAACGUAAAAAGUGCAUGGCUCCUGGCUAAAGAAGCUUAUCCAGAGCUCAUAAAAAGAGGAGGUGGAAGUAUUGUUUUCGUAUCAUCGAUAGCUGCUUAUCAACCUAUGGAACCUUUAGGCCCCUAUAGCAUUAGCAAAACCACAUUGCUGGGCCUAACAAAAGCAAUUGCUUAUGAAGUCGUUCGGGACAAUAUACGAGUUAACUGUGUGGCGCCAGGGAUUGUUGCUACAAAGUUUUCUUCUGCGAUAACAUCAUCCGAGGCAGCAAAGGAAAAGAGUUUGUCUAUAGUACCAAUGAAGAGAUUGGGGAAACCUGAAGAAAUAGCUAGUGCAGUAGCAUUUUUAGUCUCGGACGAUGCCAGCUACAUGACUGGAGAAACUUUAGUUGUAGCGGGAGGAACCUAUGCGCAUCUUUAAUUUGAACUCUCCUAAAUAUUUUUGUUACUUAAAAUAUUCGAUAUAACCCAUUUUAAGGGUAACUUUGUUUCUUGUUUAUAUCCAAAGGUUUUGGGACUAUGAUAAGAAUGAUGUUCAUUGUUAAGAUAUAUUUUAUUUUUUAUAUACACUUGAUGGAAAUGUCAAAGGGUAGGUGUAUAAGGUACGCUAGUUUGGACUGUAAUUAACCUAGGAUUUGUUGAAAAUGCAUAAGCCGUGCCACUUUUUUCUUUUUGUUCCUUUCUGUAGGUCUCGGUCUCCUUGUUUUAACUACUGUGACGGUAAGUAGAAGCUAUGAUAGAAUCCCGUCGCAGUUUGUUAGGUGUUUUAAAAAGGUCAUCUCGAACUGCUUUUACAUCAUUAGGUGUUAUUUUACAACAUUGGAAUAUCUUGUUAUUGUGUGGACAAGGAAAAUAUAAUGGAACACUAGGAGCAGAGUAGUUUUUUUUUUCUUGAGAGCUCGUUUUCCACCUGUAACUCUGCGUUUCUGUGAUCCGACGUUUGCUACACGAACUUCUACUGUAUCUGCUUCACCUUCGCCCAUUUUCUGACUUUUUUCAAUUGUAAAUCAAUAUAAAAUAACUUAAAUAAGCUUCAGAGAAAUAAGUGCUAACUUAUAAACUCAAAUAUGACAAGUGACAAGCAAAAAAUGAUUAAACCAUAGACAAAUUGGCGGCCGAUGCGUUCUCGUUGGGUGAUUGGACGUAUCAUGUUUUGUUUGCCAACUGUCAAAGGACAAAACCUUUCUUGCUCAAACAAUCUAUAUUUUUUCUAAAGGGACAAAUUUGUUUUUGCUCGGAUACAUGCAUUUUUAGUUACAAGUAACCAUAGAGAAUACGAGCGCAUAAAAUAUUUUUUUUGUAGUGACAAAUCAUGUUUUGAAGUUUGGCUUCUCAAUUAGAGGCUGUGAGGUAUUCCAAUUUAGUCCUCAGUGGUGACGAUUCUUUGUAUAAUUGGCUGCAGGUGUCCAUGGACCGCAGUAGCCAGUUACCAUCAGGUGGCCUUUAAGUUCUUUUUCGACUUCAGUCAGGAACUAUAAAAAUAAGUUAAUAGAAUCGUAAGCCAGUUAGUUUUAGCUAUAAUAAGUCACCUCUACAUUGCGAUAAAAUCCUUAAAAAAACUAGUUUCAUUCUAUAGAAGAAAAUAUAAGAAAAACAAAUUAUAACUUUAAUUCAACCAUAAGCUAGUUAGUUUGAGCUAUAAUAAGUCUUCUCUAAAUUGCUAUAAUUACAAGUUCAUAUUGUUAUGUUAAUAUAUUGGAAUGUGGACGGGUGACAAUUCUUUUUUUUUAAUUAUUAAAACAAGCUGUAAAAAUAAUUGUGAUUUUUUUGAUAAAAUUGUUUAUAUAUUGUAGAAGUUUUUAAAACAAUGAAGUUGUUUUAACCUUUUUGUAAAAAUGUUUAUGGAAUUCUUUUAUGGAAAUAUUUUCCGUUAUGAUUAGGCUUUUUAGGUAUAUUGGUGAUAUGUUUAUAUAACUAUUAAUAUAAUAACAUAUUAAUACAUUAUAAACUAUUUAACACGCUAUUGGUUUUGAUAGUAAAUACAUAGUGUUGGGCUCGGGUAACGUAUUUCCAAAGAGAAAGAAGAGAUUAAAGUUUGUGCAAUGAUCAUUUUACAUUUUUUUUUAUUACGAUGUUACUAAUGGUUUCUAGUCUCUAGCUAAUUCAACUUCUCACCCUCAUAGGAUAUUGAUUGUUUCCUAUAUAUAACACCCGCCUAGUUUUAUAUAACAUUACAAAUACAUUUAGUAUAUAAUAAAAUUGUUGAAUUGAGUAAGAUUAUGCAGAGUAUAUUGAAAAAUAAUCGAUUCUCUUUGGUUUUUAAUUCUGGUUUUUAUUCUUAGACGAUUAGGUAUACCUGACACAAAGGAGCUAAUUGAAACCAUAUAUAUGGUACUGAAGUAAAACCACAGACGUAUGGUAUUUAUGGUUAUAUGUUAUAACCAAUCAAUAUUGAUUUUUAAGAAUUGUGUUAUUGACCCUGUUGCUUCUUAUUUUUGUGGUGGAAGUUAUGAAUUGGUAUAGGUAUUUUAAUUAUAUAAAAUCUAUGC